AUCCGUUUGCGUCGCACGUGGGACGUCAUCAGAUAGGGCCCUUCGGCAGUCUUCCUCGUGGGGACACACAUGGAGAAAGCGUGUUUGUUGGCUGGAAGUCUGUAGCGAAGAGACAGAAAGGAAGGAAAUGGCAGCGCUUAUCGCUGAGGAGCAGCUGCAGGCCGACCGACUGUCUCCAGAGGCGGGACAGGGUGAGCAACUUCAGCAGCUGGGGAAUGAGGAAGGGGCUGUCGCCUUAGUGGAAGCUGGACCUGGGAAGCUGCAAGUAGCUGCUUUGGGUAAGAAGCGGAAGGAGGCGCCACCUAUCCCCAAAGGAAGGCCUAAAUCUGGGCGGGUGUGGAAAGACCUCAGCAAAAAGCGAUUUUCCCACAUGAUCCAAGACAAGCCUUUACAUACUUCCUGGAAACAAAAGAUGAAAAUACGUCAGGAAAAGAAGCUCAUCAAAAAUUUUGCCCAGGAGCUGAAGGAACAAAAACAAAGGGAGCGUGAGGAGAAAAAGCAGCGGAGGAGGGACAAUUUAAAAAGACGGCUAGAAAAUGAGCGGAAAGCAGAGGUUGUGCAAGUGAUUCGAAAUCCCCUAAAACUGAAGCGUGCAAAGAAGAAACAUUUGCGGCGCAUUGAAAAACGAGACACACUGGCAUUGCUGCAGAACUCCCAAGCACAACCUAAAGCAGCCAAACGAUAAAAAAGUGGAAAUCUCUUUUCUGGUACAUUAAAAGACUUCUUGGGAUGCACAAGUCAAGACACAGAAUCCAGUGUAUCAAGAGACGUUGAUAUAUCAUAACUUUUUACUUGUCUUCUCUCACAACCAGCUAUCAUACCUUCCCUGCCCUCCCCAUAAGAUAUGUUAUUUUAUCUCAAUAAUCUUUAGGAAAUAUUUCUCUUUCUGUAGUAUUGGCAUUAAAAAGACAAAUGUGGGGAGAACAGCUGGGAUAUUUGAAAAUGAGAGAAAGCCCUAAAGGAGUUAUUGCAAAAUCUGCAGCGUCCAGAUGACUUCUAAUUUCCAGAACUUACAUUUCAUUUGUUCUUUAACAUGAGAAAAAAAAUAAUAAAAAAUGUACUUUUAAGAAGAAAAUGUGGUCCAGCAAAUCUCUUCAUGGGUUGUGUUGAUUGUGGAGGACUUGGCAAAAUCCAGGGUAGUUUUGUUUUUUUUUAAACUGGAGGUGUCUGGAAUUUUUUAAAAAAAUGUGUCAGUGGCUCCCUCUGACUUCCAUCAUAUAACAGAAUUCUGAUCUUUACUAGUUAAAGGACAAGCCAUAUAUUUUAAGUAAUAAAUACUUAAGCUAGAAACAAAGGAUGUUAGAU
This is a messenger RNA of Python bivittatus (Burmese python), 1305 nucleotides long. RefSeq names its product coiled-coil domain containing 86 (gene CCDC86). Gene Ontology annotation, cellular component: nucleolus. The record is from RefSeq and is a predicted model, not a curated record. Lineage: Eukaryota; Metazoa; Chordata; Lepidosauria; Squamata; Pythonidae.